Knipowitschia caucasica is the source of this 3339-nucleotide messenger RNA. Lineage: Eukaryota; Metazoa; Chordata; Actinopteri; Gobiiformes; Gobiidae. The record is from the annotation of a GenBank genome assembly.
AUGGCAGAAGGCGUAGGGUGCGGUGUCUUGCCCAUAGACUGUAUGAUCUGCCGACGCUGGGGAAUGUUUUUGAAGCGCACUUCCGCGUACAAUGGUGUCGCACUGACACAGACACAGCAGAACCCUCCGACAGCUUUACCUGCGCUUUUUGUCGAUCCACGGCGGGGCGUGUUUGGGGCUCAUAGCUCUAACCCAGCCAUGAGCAUCAUCGGGGCAGAGGAUGAAGACUUCGAGAACGAUCUCAAUGAUGUGGGGGACGAUCAAUGUAAAUAUUUCAGUUCUAUCGACCAGCUAAAGGCCCACCCAGCACAUCUGCUCGCCUUCAUCCAACAUGUCAUCCUACAGUUUGACCCUGCGCCUUUGCUAUGUUACCUUCACGGGGAGCUCCUUAAAAACCUCAGUGCCAAAGAAACCAAGAAACAGUUUGUGGAGUUUACCAACAAUUUCUUGGACAAGGGUGCAAUUCUCCGAGUGGCAGUGCCAUUUCAUAUAAUAAAUGAACUAGACCGGACUCGACCAGAGUUGCUUGCAGAAGAUAUUCAAAGGCGUUAUGUCCUUGACGUCCAGGCUCUGCAGUCCGGCGAAGUGGCCAAACAGCUAGAAGAUUUCAGGACAAAGAGGAUGAUGGGAAUGACGCCAUGUGAAGCUGAGCUGGCUGAUGUGGAGAGCCACUAUCCCACCGACCGCAUCCCCAUGGAGAUGAAGGAGAAAUCUGUAGCAGAGAACCUGCUGGACAAGAUGGCAGAGUCACAGCCGACAAUUGUCUCGGAUGAAGAGAAAUGCCAGUCCAUCUUCUCAGCAGUGUCCUUCUACAUGAAGCACCUCGGAGUUAAGACCAGGGCUGUCGAUAGCAAGAAGUCCAGAGGAGGUUUCUUCAGGAUACCACUGGGAAAGAAUAAAAGGGAUGACAUACCGAAGAUUAAAACCAGACCAUUUCCAAGCAUUCCUAGUUGGAUGGGUGGAAAUAACAGUACUAUGUCUGAACCCAUGAAGCCUAAAGCCGAUGAAGUGCCUUCAGAACGCAAAGGUUCAUCCUCCAUCAGAAGCUCUGUGUCUGAACCAGCUGCAGGGAACAGAAAGUCCGUCACGGGGGCUAACCCUGUGGUGCUGGGGCUGACGCCGGAGAACUCAGAUGGGUCAGGGAAUAUCAGCAGUCCAGCGAACAGCCCCGAGGCCUUGAUCACUGACGGUCAUUUGCUCAAUCGCCUUGAGCCCCCGGCAGUGUCCGAUGGGGGCGACAUAUCUCCUGUCAGCCUGUGUGGAGGCCUGAGCAUAGUGGAGCCUCUGUCCUCUAGUGACACUCCCACAGAAGAGGCCGUAAAUGAAAAAGAGAGACGGAGGACAAGUAGGAAAGUGGCCCGCAGUGAGAGUGCUCGUGUGGACCGGCACUCGUCGAGGCGCCGUGGCUCGUCCCGGGCCAAACAGUCACGCUCUCGUAGUGAUGUGGACCUGCAGCCACCCUCCACCACAGCCUCACCCACCCCGCUCGUCCCCCAUCACCUCCAUCCUGCGGAUGGACCAGUUUUGGUGGCAGAAGGGCCAGGUGCUUCCCCCACCAGUCCCUCCCCACAGUUGGAAGAGGUGGAGCCGCGCCUCCUGGAGUUUGAACCGGACCCUCCUAACUGGAGGGAGCUAGCGUCCGCUACAAAACUGUCCUGCCUCAGUAAGAAUGAAACCAAAAGACAGGAGGUCAUCAACGAAUUAUUUGCCACUGAGCAUGCUCAUGUGCGAAUGCUGAGUGUCCUUCAGAUGAUUUUCUCCAAACCUCUGGAAAGACAGGAGCUGCUGACGGCUGAUGAAGUUGCUGCCAUCUUUCCCAACCUGGAUGAGAUUAUUGAUAUGCACUAUAACUUUUAUGAGAAUCUGAAGGUUCUGCGUUUGGAGGAUGGCUUCAUCAUCAAAUUCAUCAGCACCCCAGUUCUGAACAGGUUUGAGGGCACAGAGGGGGAGUGGUUCCAGAAGCUCACGGCUCGGUUCUGCAGUCACCAGUCGUGGGCACUGGAGCAGAUCAAGAGCAGGCAGAAGAAGGAGCCUCGCUUCAACUCAUUCAUCCAGGAUGCAGAGAGCAAACCACAGUGUCGCAGGCUUCAACUUAAGGACAUCAUUCCAAUAGAGAUGCAGAGACUCACCAAGUAUCCACUGCUGCUCGAGAACAUUGCCAAAUACACAGAGGACUCAACAGAGAAGGAGAGGAUUCAACAGAGCGCAGAGUGCUGUAGAAAGAUCCUCAACCAUGUCAAUGAGGAGGUCAAAAUGAUGGAGAACCUAUUGACUUUGAAGGAAUACCAAAGAAAACUGGACACAUCAGGACUCAAGCCCAGUAAUGAGCUCUACACAGAGUACAAGAACAUUGAUCUAACUCAGAAAAAGAUGCUAUUUGAAGGACCUCUGACCUGGAGAGUCACCAAAGAAAAGGCUAUUGAGGUGCAGUGUGUGCUGCUGGGGGACAUGCUGGUGCUGCUGCAGAAGCUGGAUGAUAAGAUGGUGUUGAAAUGCCAGAGUAAGAGUAACAUUGCUGUUCAAGAAGGAAAGAUGAUGCUGAGCCCGAUAAUCAAGCUGGACUCGGUGUUCCUGCGAGAGGUGGCCACAGAUCGAAAAGCCUUCUAUGUGAUCUUUACCUGGGAUAGUGGGGCACAAAUUUACGAACUCGUUGCUCAGUCUCUUGGCGAAAGAAAAAUAUGGACUGAAGUGAUCAAGACCGCAGUGGAUGAUCUGAAGAAGAGCGGUGCACCUAUGAAACUGACUUUGCCUGCUGUUGGCGCCCCCUACAGCCCUAUCACGCUCAACGCUCCUUUGAGCCCCACAGAGAAUGGCAGUCCAAAAAGUGGCAGUGAGCGAGAUAAGGACAGUUUGACUGAUGAGAAGUCUUCAGACCCACGGCACUCUUUGAUUGAUUUCCUGUCAGACAAAGGCUUCGACUUGAUAGGCCACUCCAACAGUGAUCAAGAAAAGGUGGCCAGUAGUGCUUUAGAUGAAGUCAUGUCUUUGAAAAGGUUUUUGGUGAACAGCAUUUGUUUCUCAGAAGAUCCACUACUAGAUAAAAAACACGAGGAUUUAUCGGAGAAUACCAGAGAAGCAACAGAAAGUAGCCACUCAGCGGCAGCUGAGGAAGAGAACAAUCACCUGGUCGUGAAGGAUGGGGCUGAGAUAAAGACAGACGAUGAAAGCAUCACUGCACCCAUGGUUCUGUCCCAGGAGAGGAUGGAGGAAGUGCUGUUGAAGAGGAGCACCAUCGACUACAGGAGGCGCUCUCCAAGUUCUCUCUGGAAGGUGGAAACUUCCAUUAGGUCUCUGUCAUGCCACCUGCUGGCCACUGGAGUUGUCCUGAUGCUGGGUUGA